Spirometra erinaceieuropaei is the source of this 201-nucleotide messenger RNA. NCBI's taxonomy places the organism in Eukaryota, Metazoa, Platyhelminthes, Cestoda, Diphyllobothriidea, Diphyllobothriidae. The record is from the annotation of a GenBank genome assembly.
AUGGAAGUUAUCGGUCUAGCUGAUGUAGACGGAUUUUCAUGUGUCUCAGCGGGAAUUUCUGGAGGAUACGAAACGACAAAUGGGGCUGCUGCUGCUGCUGCUGCUGCUGCUGCUGCUGCUGCUGCUGCUGCUGCUGCUGCUGCUGCUGCUGCUGCUGCUGCAAGUUUAGGGGCAGGCAAAUGCGUCAAGUGGCUUGAGUGA